Closterium sp. Naga37s-1 is the source of this 2205-nucleotide messenger RNA. Lineage: Eukaryota; Viridiplantae; Streptophyta; Zygnematophyceae; Desmidiales; Closteriaceae. The record is from the annotation of a GenBank genome assembly.
AUGAAUCUAGAUGCUUCUCGUAGUGAUGCUGGUGCUACUGCUGGUGCUAGUGGCGGUUUCGGUUUGGGUGCUGCUACUGAUGCUGGGAUUGAUAGUGCUGCUCCUGGUGUAGGUACGGUUGGGAGCGGUGGCAGCAGUGGCCUUGGGAUUGCCGAGAUGGGGCUGGAUGGAGGGUCAGGAUGGGCGGAUCUCGGUGUAGAGGAGUUUCUGCGUGGUUUAGAUGGGCUUGAUAACGCGUUUGUAGAGUUAGAAGAUAUGUUUCCUGUGGCGAUCGCGCCCACUCCUCCCCUUGAGGCUCCUGCUUCCGCCCCUUCUGCUGCAGCUGGCGGCGGUGCUGGUGGUAGUGGCGGAAAUGCUUUUGACGAUAUGAUGGUGGAUGAUAUGGGUGGAGCAGAAGCAGGAGCAGCAGGAGCAGGAGCAGCACCAGGAGGAGACCCAAUCGCCCUCCUCGUCUCAGUCGCCAAGGCCAUCGUCUCAGGCGACCAGGCACGCGUGCAUCAGCUGCUAUCAAGCCUUAAUGAAGUGGCUUCAGUCUACGGGACGGUUACUCAGAGGCUCUCGGCGUAUUUUCUUGAAGGGCUGAUUGCUAGGGUUGCCGGGGCUCCGCCGAAGCACUCCCCGAACCUGUUUCACAGGUUUGAUGCGAGCUCCGGGGUUAUGGGGAGGUUUGGCGGGGAGGAACGGGCGGGAGGAGCGGAAAGGGGGGAGGAGGAGGAGUGUAGGGAGGGGAGAGGGGAAGGGGCGGGUUUUGGUCAAGGGUAUGCAGCUGCAGGAGGGGAUGUGGGGGAGCAAGGGGAGGCGUUUCUAGACAAGGGAGGGCCGUUUUCAGACCAGGGAGAGCAAGGAGGGCCGUUUCUAGAGCAAGGAGAGCAGGGAGGGCGGCCGUUUGAGCAGAGGCAAGAGGCGGGGGAGUUGACUCCAGACGAAGCUGCUCUGAUUUCCAGUAGGGGGACAGUUUUUAUGUCAGGGGAAGCCACAGGGCUGGUGGUUCCCCCGCCCUAUAGGGGCGUGCCUGCUCCGGUUUCUCCCCCCAAUGUCGACUGCAACCGCACACUGCUGGAGUCAUUUCAGGUGCUGGUGAACGCAACACCCUUCCUGACCUUCGGCCAGGUCGCAGCCAACAGCGCCAUUCUCGAAGCUCUAGCGGACGAACCCCGGGUUCACAUCAUCGACUUUGGCAUCGGUCACGCACUUCAGUGGCCCGCUCUCCUGCAGGCGCUGGGUGCUCGACCCGGAGGGCCUCCCCACGUGCGCGUGACUGGCAUUGAGGUGCCUCAGUGCGGAGCCAUGUCUCCUUAUUGUGCGAUGAAGGCAGGGAAGCGACUGGAGUCAGCAGCAGCCAUGUGGGGGGUGCCUCUGCGCUACCACUGGGUGAUGUCUCGUCUCGAAGACGUCACCCCCUCAAUGCUCAACCUGCAUCCAGGGGAAGCCAUCGCUGCCAACUGUGCCCUCCGCCUCUCCCAGCUCCUCGACGAAUCAGAGCAGCCCAAUGCUGCCGCCAACCCUGCCACCGCAGCUAGCACGGUGUUCGCCAAGCCUGUUUCCGAGCCUGCUCCCGAGCCCGUUUCCGAAGUAGCGGCAGCAGCAGUCGGAGCGGAUGUGGACAGGAGGGCAGACGUGGAUGGGGCGUAUCUAGACAGGUCGUAUCUGGACGGCUCAGAUUCAAACAGGGCAUAUCUGGACGGCUCAGAUCCAGACAGGUCGUACCUGGCGAAGGCAGAUUCGGACGAAUCCCCGCGUACGAGAGUGCUGCGAACGAUCCGGAUGCUGAGGCCCAAGGUGGUGACGGUGGUGGAGCAAUACAGCAACCACUCCUCGCCCUUCUUCCUCGCGCGGUUUUAUGAAGCCCUGUAUUACUACGCUGCGCUGUUUGAAUCUAUCGAUGCGUCGCUGCCGAGAAACGAGGUCGCAAGAAGAGUGUUUGAGGAACAGGUGCUAGGCCGGGCGAUUGUGAAUCUGGUAGCAUGCGAGGGGCAAGAGAGGGUGGAGAGGCAGGAGCCGUUGGAGCAGUGGCAGCAGAGGAUGCUCAGAGCGGGCUUCAAGCCUCGAGGAUUGAGCGAAGGGGUGGUUACCACCCUGCAUGCACUGUUACAAACGUACAACAAGGUGGGGCAUGACGUGCGGAGAGUAGACGAGGCGAGCGUGGUGCUGACGUGGAAGGGCAACCCCCUAUUGGCCAUGAUGGCAUGGGAGCCGCAGGAAUGA